Volvox carteri f. nagariensis is the source of this 999-nucleotide messenger RNA. RefSeq lists its product as uncharacterized. Bases 1 to 999 code for a protein of 332 amino acids. The transcript is spliced from 3 exons. NCBI's taxonomy places the organism in Eukaryota, Viridiplantae, Chlorophyta, Chlorophyceae, Chlamydomonadales, Volvocaceae. The record is from RefSeq and is a predicted model, not a curated record.
AUGAAUAGUUCUUGGAUGUACCGUUGGUACGAUACCGUUGGCCCGUCUAGUACGGGCAGCAGAGCUUUCGGGACGUCAGAGGUGUCCAAGCUGAAGCCUCCGUUUGCGGGUGAAACCAACAGCGGCGGCAGCGCCACGGAUGGUGUUGUCCUUUCGCCAGAAGCGAUUGUGCGCCUGCAGAACCUUCUGGAAAGGGCCGCUAACGGCACCGACGUGUCCGUGGAGCUCGUAGCAACGCUGCAAAACAUUGUACGGCAGGCGAGCUCUAGGGACGGUAGGGUCACGGCUACCGCCGGCGGCGGCGGUGAUCCGGAUGAGCUAUUGGACAACAAGACCUCUCGGGUCGCGAAGGACGUCACCCAGCCGCCAAAGCUGCCAAGCUUCCUCCCACAGCCAACCGCGCCGCCGCCGCCAGCCAUGCCGCCCGACGAGCCUGCUGUACCGCCGCAUCCGACAACUGCGAUAAUGGACGUCGAUGAAGGUUCUCGUGCAUCCACUGACCCACGGGUCAUGCAGCAGUCCGCUGAUCCUGGUCUCCAGGGCCCCAGCGCGCCGUCAGCUGUUGGAUCCGCUUCGGUACCUCCACCGCUGACAUCGAAGUCGCCGCGGCCGCCGGCACCGCCACCGCCUCCGUACACUGCCAGGUCUAUUCAGCCACCGCGUCUGGAUAGGCCAUUCGGCUCUGUGCCUAUUGUCCCUGCUGCAUCGUACGGAUCGUCUCCCAAUGCGUCGAGCCAAACAGCACCCGAUGCCCUUGUCGUACAGAUCCCAGCGGCUAGGAUGCCUGGCGGCAGGUUGGACAGCGUGAAUGUUGUGACACUGGUGGCGGCGUCGGUGUCGGUCGCGGUGGCGAUAGUGGCCGUCCGUCGGUUGCUGCCGCAGCCGCCAGCGACACCGCUGCCUACUCAGAUGGGCCCUAUGGAUUUUCGAUUCCGCCACCGUUUGCCAUCGAAGAUGAUGCAAUGGCACUGGUAUCACCCAAUGGGGCUGCUGUCGUGA